Messenger RNA from Cygnus olor (mute swan), 3564 nucleotides. RefSeq names its product OCA2 melanosomal transmembrane protein (gene OCA2). The transcript has 26 exons. The record is from RefSeq and is a predicted model, not a curated record. NCBI's taxonomy places the organism in Eukaryota, Metazoa, Chordata, Aves, Anseriformes, Anatidae. Gene Ontology annotation, biological process: melanocyte differentiation; transmembrane transport; melanin biosynthetic process. The coding region runs from base 284 to 2923 and encodes 879 amino acids. Gene Ontology annotation, cellular component: melanosome membrane.
CAUCUCAUAGCAUGUGCUUUCAGCUUCUUGGUUUUGUAAGAAUGUUUUAAAGCUGAGAGAGAAAUUAAUGAAUUUGUCAGGACUGUAACAUGAACCAGUGCCAUCAACAGCAUGGGCACACUAGUUUUAUCAAUGAAGCUGUGCUUCUUUUUAGUGCAUGAUCAUUUGAAAGAAGUAGGAAUGUAUAUAAAAGCAGGCUCAGUUGCAACACAAGGAAGGCAAAAAGCUGUGUACAGCAGUAGGGUGUUAAUGGAGUGCCCAAAUUCCAGAAAAAUAUUUAUCCAUGAACAAACAAGUGAGUCCUGAAGCAGGGGGAGACUCAAUGAUGGCCAGACCCUCCUCUGCACACCCUAAGUAUGCAAAUAAACAGGAGAACACCCCCCAGGGACAGAUGUACUUGGAUAACAAAGAUGACAGUACAAUUUCUAGACAACAAGAGAUGGAGCUGAUUCAGACCCCUUCACACGAAACCGGUUUAUCUGCAACAGUGGCAUCCAAACGGGGGACGAGAAGUUGCAAUGAGCUGCGGCUAUUAAAAGAAUAUCAUGGCAUGGUAGCUAGUCUCGGAGAGCCACAGACACUUUGUGAAAAUAGAGCAAUAGGGGAGGAUGACUGUGUUGCUUUGGGGAAGGACUUCACUCAAGUUCCCAUACAGGGAAGGUAUCACUUCAAUUUUUCCAAAUUAUUCAGCUCAAGGUCAAGAAACACUUGCUUUACAGAGAAGACACCACUGCUGAAGGUCUCCUCAGAGGACAAUGGGUUGCUGUGCAUGGCUAUUCACAAUCCAGAUUUUACCACAGAUGAUGAUUCAUGGGACAACAGCUCUGCAGAAUUUGAGCAAAGGUUUCAACUGGGAAGUGAAAUGACCAAUUUGUCUAGAUCUGCUUCUUCUGAGAAAUAUGAAAUCUUGGACAACCUUCAUACCAAGUUCAAUUUAUCAAAUAUGAGGUGCUGUCUAAAAUUCCUGAAAGUUUCAGGUCUUUUUAUCUUUGUAGUUGUCUGCUCUGUUUUAUUUGGCAUUUAUCCAGAUCAAGGUAUGUCCUGGCAGAUGUUGGCUGUCUCACCUCUGGAAAGCUUCUCUAUGAAUCUGACAGAUUUUCAUGAUUCUGCUCUGUUGAGGUUAGACCUUGGAGGUCCAUUUGUAGCAGAUGUAGCUGACGAGCAAACAGAGGAAUACAUUUUAGUGCAAAUCAGCCAGACUGAAGAUGCUGUCCCAAGGAGGAGACACCAGCAGCAGGUGGUGUACAACUGGUCUCUACCUUUAAGUUCAAGAAGAAAUCAGCAAAUCAUCACAACUAGAACCUUUCAGAUGCCAAACAGAGGCACCAUCUUCAUAAACAUUGAAGCUUUCCUGCAGGAGCCUGGAAGCAUUCCUCUCUCCGUGAAACAUCAAUACCUUCAUGCUAAUAUAGAGGCACAAGUAACAAUUGCAUCCAUCAUCUUAGUUGGUGUCUAUGUGCUGAUCAUACUGGAAAUUGUUCACAGGACCCUUGCAGCGAUGCUGGGUUCUUUGGCAGCUUUAGCGGCAUUAGCUGCUGUUGGGGAGAGGCCAAGUAUGGUCAAAGUGGUAGAGUGGAUUGAUUAUGAGACACUGGCGCUACUGUUUGGAAUGAUGGUUUUGGUGGCCAUAUUUUCAGAAACUGGAUUCUUUGACUACUGUGCAGUAAAGGCUUAUCGAUUCUCUAGAGGCAAGGUGUGGGCCAUGAUUACGCUUCUGUGCCUUAUUGCUGCAAUUCUUUCUGCAUUUUUGGACAACGUUACCACUAUGCUGCUCUUUACUCCAGUAACCAUAAGGCUCUGCGAAGUACUUAAUCUUGAUCCCAGGCAUGUCCUGAUUGCAGAAGUAAUCUUCACAAAUAUUGGGGGGGCUGCCACAGCUGUCGGGGAUCCUCCAAAUGUGAUUAUUGUUUCAAAGCAGGAGCUGAGGAAGGAGGGAUUGGAUUUUGCAGCCUUCACAGGACAUAUGUUUGUUGGUAUCUGCCUUGUUGUUCUGGUCUCCUUUCCUUUUCUCAGACUUCUUUACUGGAACAAAAAACUUUACAAUAAGGAGCCGAGUGAAAUUGUUGAGCUGAAACAUGAGAUCUAUGUUUGGAGGUUGACUGCACAGCGCAUUAACCCUGCCAGCAGGGAAGAGACUGCUGUGAAAUGCCUCUUGAUGCAGAAGGUGCUGACUCUGGAGAUGCUCCUGAGGAAAAAGCUCAGGACGUUCCACAGGCAAAUUUCACAAGAAGAUAAAAACUGGGAAACAAAUAUUCAGGAACUUCAGAAAAAACACAGAAUAACAGACAAAAUCCUUCUUAUCAAAUGCCUGACUGUGCUGGGAUGUGUUAUUCUUAUGUUUUUUCUCAACUCAUUUGUUCCCGGUGUUUACCUAGAUCUUGGCUGGAUUGCCAUUUUGGGAGCCAUUUGGCUGCUAGUGCUAGCAGACAUCCAUGACUUUGAGAUGAUAUUAAACCGAGUGGAAUGGGCAACCCUUCUUUUCUUUGCAGCAUUGUUUGUUCUCAUGGAGGCUUUGGCUCAUUUGCAUUUAAUAGACUACAUAGGGGAGCAGACAGCUUUGUUAAUAAAGGUGGUUCCUGAGGACCAGCGCUUGGCGGUAGCCAUCAUUUUAGUGCUCUGGGUGUCUGCUUUAGCCUCAUCUGUGAUUGACAAUAUUCCGUUCACAGCUACGAUGAUUCCUGUGCUUCUCAACCUGAGUAAAGAUCCUGAUGUUAACUUGCCUAUGAAGCCAUUAAUCUUCUCGUUGGCCAUGGGUGCAUGCCUUGGAGGUAAUGGGACAUUGAUUGGAGCAUCUGCAAAUGUUGUUUGUGCAGGAAUUGCUGAACAGCAUGGUUACGGCUUCUCUUUCAUGGAGUUUUUCAGGUCAGUGUGUGUGUUGGCUGUGACCCUGUUUCCUGAAGAAAUUCUAUUGUCUGUAACUUAAAUGAAUGACUGUUAAGGUUAGGUUUCCCCAUGAUGAUUGUGUCCUGUACCAUUGGGAUGUGCUAUCUUCUUGUUGCUCAUGUUGUAGUAGGUUGGAACUCAUAGUAUUUUAUACUUUCAAGACUCAAAAAAGCUUUCUGUUUCAUUUGGUUUGUAUGUCAGAAUACGAAGAAGAUGCGUAAAAGGAAAAAGGUGUGUAAAAAAACAAAAAAACAACCAACCAACCAACCAAAAAAAACGCACAAGUGGUAUCGAUCAAGAUGAUUAUUUUGUCAAGUUUGGUCUUUCUUCUUCUGUUCUGUGGACAAUUUGCAGAACAAGACAUUCAAAAUUGAAAGAAUACUUAUAUUCAAUUGUGAAAAAAUUUACUGUGCGGAUGAAAGGGCACCAUCACAAGUGAAUAUGUUGUGCCUAAAAGUUUGUAUUGACACAAUCUGAGUAGUCACAGAUGAAAAACUCAUUCACAAUAGCAGAUGUUUGUUAAUUUCUUUUUAGGUCUUCAUUUGCCUUUGUCAAUGUACUUAGCUAUUUGAAUUAAAGUAACUAAUAUUCAAGUUGUAAUGAUAGUUAAGCAGACAGUCUCUACGCUAUGGAGGAUGUAUCAUUAUCUAUGUUUAAAAAUAAAUACAGCUCCUGAAAAUA